This is a messenger RNA of Gastrolobium bilobum, 2526 nucleotides long. Its product is annotated as heat shock 70 kDa protein 18-like. NCBI's taxonomy places the organism in Eukaryota, Viridiplantae, Streptophyta, Magnoliopsida, Fabales, Fabaceae. Gene Ontology annotation, cellular component: cytoplasm. The coding region runs from base 1 to 2526 and encodes 841 amino acids. Gene Ontology annotation, molecular function: ATP binding; ATP-dependent protein folding chaperone; ATP hydrolysis activity. Gene Ontology annotation, biological process: cellular response to unfolded protein; protein refolding. The record is from RefSeq and is a predicted model, not a curated record. The transcript has 6 exons.
AUGGCCAAAAAAUAUGAAGGGCAUUGUAUUGGAAUUGAUCUUGGAACGACCUAUUCAUGUGUUGCAGUAUGGCAAGAGCAAAACAAUAGAGCUGAAAUCAUACACAAUGAACAAGGCAACAGAAUCACUCCUUCUUGUGUUGCUUUCACAGACAACCAAAGGUUGAUAGGUGAUGCUGCAAGAAAUCAGGCUGCUACCAAUCCAUCCAACACUAUCUUCGAUGCAAAGCGGUUAAUUGGAAGAAAAUAUAAUGAUUCUGUUAUCCAGAAUGACCUGAAUCUGUGGCCAUUUAAGGUUGUUGCUGGUACUGACGACAGACCCAUUAUCGUUGUUAAAUAUAAGGACGAGGAAAAACACCUUACUGCCGAGGAAAUCUCAUCUAUGAUCCUCUCGAAGAUGCGGGAAAUUGCAGAGACAUUUUUGGAGUCACCGGUAAAGAAUGCUGUUAUUACUGUCCCUGCUUAUUUUAAUGACUCUCAGCGUCAAGCUACCAAAGAUGCUGGUGCCAUUGCUGGCCUCAAUGUUAUGCGGAUAAUCAAUGAACCCACUGCUGCAGCUCUUGCAUAUGGGCUUCAGAAGAGAGCUAAUUGUGUUGGUGAGAGAAAUAUUUUCAUCUUUGAUCUCGGUGGUGGCACUUUUGAUGUAUCUAUUCUCAUGAUUAAGGAUGAUACCUUUGAAGUUAAGGCCACUGCUGGAGACACUCAUCUUGGAGGAGAGGAUUUCGAUAACAGAAUGGUGAACCACUUUGUACAGGAAUUUUGUAGGAAGAAGAAAGUGGACAUUAGUAAGAACCCAAGAGCACUGAGGAGGUUGAGAACUGCGUGUGAGAAGGCUAAAAGGGUACUUUCAUACGACACUGAGACCACUAUUGAGGUUGAUGCUAUAUGUGAUGGUAUUGACCUCCUUUCAUCAGUCACUCGUGCCAAGUUUGAGCAACUCAACAUUGACCUCUUUAGUAAGUGUAUGGAUACUGUAGAGAGGUGUCUUAUUGAUUCAAAGGUGGACAAGAGCAAUGUAGAUGACGUUGUUCUUGUCGGUGGUUCUUCUAGGAUUCCCAAGGUGCAGCAACUAAUGCAAGAUUUCUUUAAGGGGAAGGAUAUCUGUAAGAGUAUCAACCCGGAUGAAGCUGUUGCAUAUGGAGCAUCUGUUCAGGCUGCUUUGUUGAGUAAAGGCAAUAAGUUUGUUCCAAAUCUGGUGCUAGUGGAUGUUACACCUCUGUCUCUUGGUGUAUCCACAAAAGGAGACCUCAUGAGUGUAGUGAUUCCGAGGAACACUGCCAUUCCUGCAAAGAGAAAAGAAGUGUAUUCAACUGAUAGAGAUAACCAAUCUGCGGUCUUUAUUCAGGUUUAUGAGGGUGAGAGAGCAAGAGCUAGUGAUAAUAACUUGCUUGGUUCGUUUACUCUUUUGGUUCCUCCUGCUCCCAGAGGCCUUCCAAUCAAAGUAUGCUUAGCUAUAGAUGAUGAUGGUAUAUUAAACGUCUCUGCUGAGGAAGAAACUACUAGCCGCAAGAAAGAAAUUACAAUAACAAAUGAAAAGGGAAGAUUAUCAGCCGAUGAAAUUGAGAGAAUGUGUAAGGAAGCUGUAAUUUACGAAGCUGAAGAUAUUAAGUACCAGAAGAAGGUUAAAGCAAUGAAGGCCUUGGAUGAUUACAUUUACAAUAUGAGGAAAGUUAUCAAGGAAGAGUAUGUGAGUUCCGUGCUUCCCAAGCUUGAUAAGAUUAAGAUCAAAGGUGCAAUUACAAAGGGCAAAGAUUUGGUUGAUGGCUACCAGCUGGAAGAAGAAUGUGUGUUCGUUAACUAUUUGAAGGAGCUAGAGAUCAUGUUUGAAUCCGUUUUGGCCAAGAUCAACCAAUGUAGUUCUGAUGAGGAAAGUGGCAGAAUGGCAAAACAACAUGAAGGAUGUGCGGUAGGAAUCGACCUUGGAACGACAUACUCAUGUGUUGCAGUAUGGCAAGAGCAACACAAUCGUGCGGAGAUUAUCCACAACGACCAAGGCAACAAUAUCACUCCUUCUUGUGUUGCUUUCACUGACAAUCAAAGGUUGAUUGGCGAUGCUGCUAAGAAUCAGGCUGCCUCAAACCCCACCAACACUGUCUUUGAUGCGAAAAGGCUGAUUGGUAGAAGAUAUAGUGAUCCCACUAUUCAAAAUGAUCUAAUGUUAUGGCUAUUCAAGGUCAUUGCUGGUACUAAUGACAAAUCGAUGAUCCUUGUUUCAUACAAGGAUAAGGAAAAACAAAUAUCUGCCGAGAAAAUCUCAUCCAUGAUCCUCACAAAGAUGCGCGAGAUUGCAGAGGCAUAUUUGGAGUCACCGCGUCAAGCUACUAAAGAUGCUGGUGCCAUUGUAUGCUUUGCUAUAGAUGAAAAUGGUAUCCUGACUGUUUCUGCUAGGGAAAAUGCCACUGGAAAUGAGAACGAGAUUACCAUAACCAUUGACAAAGAAAGGCUGUCAACAGAAGAAAUAAAAAAAUUGAUGCAAGAAGCUGAGAAUUACAAGGCCGAAGAUAAAGAACUUCCGUAUGAAGGUUGA